AUGGAGCGGUCUGGCUUGUUUCUGCAGGAUCUUCCACCUGAAAUCCUGAUAAACAUUUUUUCUCACUUGGAUGAAAAGGAUUUGCUCACCUUACAAGAACUUUCCGUCCAUUUCCGGAACCUAAUUCAUGAUGAAGAGCUCUGGAAGAACCUGUUUAGGUCAAGGAUUCAUACUACUCAUUUCCCUACACUUUCUCAGUCCACGAAGUUCAGUGUGGAGUAUAUUGAAAGAACCCGUGGCCUUCACCGCUGGAAGCAUAACAAGGCCGUGAGAACCAAAUACACUAUAACGCCGACAAGGAACUGGGACCAGCCCAGUAUAGAACGUAUAGUGUUUGAUUAUCCGCGAGUGGCUUCUUAUAAUGAUGGUACCAUUACGAUCCUGCAGUUACAAAACCACAAGAGACAGAAGAAGUUCAAGAAACUUAUUUAUAUUCCAUGUACGACUCCACAGGGUUGCUCUACUAUGGACUUUAAUAUUAAUGCUGCCGUAUUUGGUAGGUUCGACGGCAGAGUAUUUGGAAAAUUGUUAAGUAACAAAUCUUACUUGACGCCUGUGAUGGAAUUUAACGGAAGACACAGUGCGGGUGUUACUGCCAUUUGUAAUUCGGAAUCCUGGGACACGUCAAGAGAGGACUGGUGUGUGAGCGGUUCUGAGAAUGGGGAGAUUAUUUGGUGGUGUGAAAGCAAGCUUGUCAAGAUGUGGAAAGUCUCCAACAGGGUUAUUUGGAAGCUGGCUUUUUUCAAAGAUUGGACUUUAAUUAUGGAUGAUGAAAAACUGUAUAUUAUCUAUCAAAUGCAGGAACUGCAUAGCAUAGAUAUUCCUAGGGAUGCCGACGAACAAUCGAUAAGAGUACAAUUCUUCAAGAUGGAUUUUGGUUCCAUGAAUUUGGUCCUUGCUGAUUUGAAUGAUGUUUAUACAAUAUCGGUCAAUCCCAACGGCAAUUUUGGUAAUUUGAGGAAACUAGAAAUUCCGGAAAAGAUAUGUGCUAUCGAGAUAGAUGAAAAGACUUCGCAAAGGGAGCAAAACUGGCAGUUUGCAGGUGAUGACGGUUGCUACAUCAGUGUUUUGACAACACAGAACACACUUUACAUGAUCAAUAUAAGAGAUCUUUCCACGGCGGGUUUGAAAGUCCAAUGUAAGAUAAGAUUUGACGAACAAGUUUAUGUAACGCAGGUGACAAAUUUAAUUGUCGUGGCAGCAUUGUCAAAUGUUCUUCAAAUAUUGAAUGCGAUGACAGGUGAGUUGAUUAAGUCUGUAUUAAAGACGGACAAGUUUCCCGAAUUUUUGAAAGUAUCGCAAGAUAAAAUCAUUAUGGGAAGCAGUAACGUUUUGAAUUAUUUAAUGUUUGUUUCAGGUGAUUCAAAGAAACACCAUCAUUCCACUAAAGGUAAAAAUGCAAUAAGCAAUAAAUGGAAUGAAACUUUGAACACGGAGUUGCAAUAUUACGACGAAGAUGAGGACCUAAGAAGGAGGAGACAAUCAGAAAUAUCAAGAUUAAUCAACGCCUACGGCGGAGAUUUGGAAAUUUCAGGCGAUACCGAUGAAGAAAACGACAUUCAGUUGAGAAUCGCGCUCUUAGAAUCGCAGGAGGCACAAGUACGAAGUGAGGCGGAAUCGGGAGCGCAUGCCGAGGAUAAUGAAGAAGAACAAUUACGGCGAGCAUUGGAAGAAUCUCAACGUAUACACGAGGCACAAGUGAGCAGGUUGACUAAUCAAACUGAUACUGCCGAUGACGAAAUAGAAGAAGUUGAAGAUGACCAAGAAUUUCUCAGAGCCAUCGAACAAUCAAGACUGGAAGAUGACAGGAGGAGGCAACUCAGAAACAAUAAUACAGGUCGACGAAAUGGACCUCUGUGCGAUGAAACUUUCGCUACAGAUAGUGCCGAUUCUUCUGAGCAAGUCUCAACUGAGAACACCAUUGGUAGUGAUGCUGGUGUCAAUGCCGGUAAUAAUGUUGACGAUGACCUGCAAUUGGCAAUUGCGUUGUCUUUGAGUGAAAUCGACUGA
Molecule: messenger RNA, 2010 nt
Organism: Saccharomyces kudriavzevii IFO 1802
Lineage: Eukaryota; Fungi; Ascomycota; Saccharomycetes; Saccharomycetales; Saccharomycetaceae
Gene: UFO1
Product: SCF ubiquitin ligase complex subunit UFO1
Exons: 1
Coding region: 1-2010 (669 amino acids)
Biological process (GO): SCF-dependent proteasomal ubiquitin-dependent protein catabolic process
Cellular component (GO): SCF ubiquitin ligase complex
Molecular function (GO): protein binding
Source: RefSeq, a predicted model, not a curated record